Messenger RNA from Symbiodinium necroappetens, 1539 nucleotides. NCBI's taxonomy places the organism in Eukaryota, Dinophyceae, Suessiales, Symbiodiniaceae. The record is from the annotation of a GenBank genome assembly.
AUGGAGCGAAGGCAUCGUCAGAAUGCACAGAACAUCGCGGAGAUGGAAUGCAAGGCGUUUGCAUUUCUCAUCGGGCCGAUGUUGGCCUUCGCUGCCUUGAAUCUGGUCGACUUUGUGACCGACAUUUUGGUCUUACUGAAGCUCAGCUGCGUUACCAACUCGAGCAUCAGGCAGGAGUGCGAAUACUCCAACUUCACAUGUAAAGACGGGCUUUGCUCUUAUGCAAAUGUCACUUACACAGCCGGCCAGAGUGAAGACAAGUGCGUCGCACACGCAGCGUGGAGUGGUUUUGGCUGUGUAAUACUCCUGGGCUCUUCAGUGGCCUCUGCUGUGGCUUACCGUCCUUCUCUCCGGGUCGAGCCCAGCCGAAAGUCAAUUUGGUGCGGCUUUGUCGCAGCUUUCUUCCAGAUUGCGCCAUUACUGGACAUUAUGCGCGUUGUUCGGACAGGCAAGCUGGAAGAGAAGAGAAGGCAACAGAUGAUGCGCCGAGAUUUCGUUCUCAAGCUAGCCGAGUCGGUCCCGCAGGCUUUCUUGCAGUCAUACAUUAUGUUUGCUUCAGCAACACACGUGGAACCAUUGAAUUUGCUGUCUGUGACUACCUCUGUUACCAGUGUUUCUCUGUCUCUGGCGCUGCAGCUGCCGAAGAUAGUUCUGCCAACCAAUGCCGAAGCAUCGGAAGCAUUCAAAGCAGCAUCGGAGGUGGCAGGUCAUGCACAGACCUACGGUGUUCAAGAGGAGGAAGUACAAGUGAGCGCAGACGAUCCGUACAUGGGUCACGAUGUCCCAUCAGAACAUCCAAAGGAUCCGAAAGAUGCUGGGAAAAGCCAGCAGGGCGGUGAGCUUUCAAGGGUGUCUCUCGUUCUGUCGCCUUUGAACGAGUUGGUGUCGUGCAAGGCCACUUUCAUUGCAUACUUGGCAUCGGACUUGGUGUUGCGAUGCGGGGCCUAUGCAAUGCUUUUGUCACCGUUUGCAAGACACCUUGGAUUUGCCGGCAUCCUUGGCUUCGCCGUUUGCCAGUCUGUAGCGGGAUACCGGUCAGCUUGGCGAUGGCUCUUGCGAGGAAAGCUGCUUCCAUGCCUGAGAGGAUGCAUUGAUGUGGACAAGAAUGUGCCAGAAGUGCCCACAAGCAUUCUGGGCCUCGCCUGUAGUCUCUCAUUGUCGUUCGUGAUUGGCUUUGCUCUUGCUUACUCGAUAACCUUUGUAGGAUCUUCACCUCUGCAAUUUGGGUUCCUCCUUCUGGCCCUUCCGGCUUUAGUCCUGUCGGCAGUGCCCGUGGUUGUGACCUUCGAGCGGCCAUGCCGAGACAAGGCAUGCUUUAUCGGCGUACGUCUUCUUGAAUAUCUAAGCUUUGGCAUCUUGCUGUCAGCGAAUGGGCGGACAUUCUGUGGAAAGCCACUUGGCCGGGAGCCCAUCGCCUUCUUCGCGGUGCUGGGGCUCAAUCUCGUGGCUUUGUUACUGCAUCUCAGCUGCAAAUUUCCAUUCGUACCCCACAGCCGAACUGAAAAUCAGUCGCAACUGCCAAGACUCUUCGAACGUUGA